CCUAACAACUUCCGGUUCCCGAAAUUGAUGUCUGCUGGUUGUAAAAGUUUGCAGAUAGGCUACAAAUCAUGUCUGGCAACGGAUUUCAACAGUCAUACGCAAACGAAAAGCCACCAAGUUCUGCUGGAAGCGCAGAGGCUGAUAUCAGCACUGAUCCUGCCAGUAGUGGGUUUUUUACAAGUGAUUAUAAGAGACAUGAAGACCUUAAGACAAUGCUUGACAGCAACAAAGACAGCCUCAAACUCGAGGCUAUGAAGAGAGUUGUUGGGAUGGUGGCAAAAGGAAAGGAUGCUUCUGACCUCUUUCCAGCUGUUGUAAAGAAUGUUGUUUCUAAAAACUUGGAGAUAAAGAAGCUGGUUUAUGUAUACCUUACCCGAUAUGCAGAGGAACAACAGGAUUUGGCACUUCUGUCAAUCAGUACUUUUCAGAGGGCAUUGAAGGAUCCAAACCAACUGAUCCGGGCCAGUGCCCUUAGAGUUCUCUCCAGUAUUCGCGUACCUGUUAUUGCUCCCAUCAUGAUGUUGGCAAUCAAGGAAGCUGUGAUGGAUAUGUCUCCAUAUGUGAGGAAGACUGCAGCCCAUGCCAUCCCCAAAUUGUACAGUUUGGAUCCAGAGACCAAAGAUCAGCUUAUAGAAGUACUUGAACGUCUUCUUGGAGACAAAACCACACUUGUAGCAGGCAGUGCGAUCCAGGCAUUUGAAGAGAUAUGCCCAGAACGCAUUGAUCUGAUCCACAAGAACUACCGAAAGCUUUGCAACCUGCUGGUUGAUGUAGAAGAGUGGGGCCAAGUGGUCAUAAUCAACACCCUGACACGAUACUGCCGCAAUCAGUUUAUCAACCCUAACCAGAAUGAGGUUGUUGAGGAAACAGAGAGACCUUUCUAUGAAAGUGAUGACAAGGAGGAUGAAGAAAAGGAACCAGAGAAAGUGGAGAACAAACCAGAACAAAAGAAAGCUCCAUAUAUUAUGGACCCUGACCAUCGAUUGCUUUUGCGGCAAGCUAAACCACUUCUCAACAGCCGAAAUUCUGCUGUGGUGAUGGCUGUAGCUCAGUUAUACCAUCAUUGUGCACCAAAAGCUGAAGUUGGAGUUGUCGCCCGCAGUCUGAUUCGACUGUUAAGAAGUCACAGGGAAAUCCAAUAUGUUGUUUUGAGCAAUGUAGCCACAAUGGCUGCCAAGAGAAAGGGAAUGUUUGAGCCAUACUUGAAGAGCUUUUAUGUCCGUUCAAGUGAUCUUCACAUAAAACUCCUUAAGCUGGAGAUUUUAACCAGUCUUGCCACAGAGACGAACAUCUCCACCAUUCUGCGUGAGUUUCAGACCUAUGUUACCAGUUCUGACAAGGACUUUGCAGCAGCAACCAUCCAGGCCAUAGGUCGCUGUGCUAGCAGUAUAUCUGAAGUCACAGAUACUUGUCUCAAUGGUCUUGUCCACCUUAUGUCCAACAGAGAUGAGGCUGUGGUGGCAGAAAGUGUAGUUGUAAUCAAGAAGUUGCUGCAGAUGAGGCCUGAAAAUACACAGAAGGACAGGCCUAAUGAACACAAGGGCAUUAUUAGCCACAUGGCCCGCAUGGUUGACAAGAUCACAGUACCAAUGGCUCGUGCCAGCAUCCUCUGGCUGAUUGGAGAGUACAGUGAACGUGUGCCAAAGAUAGCUCCUGAUGUAUUGCGCAAACUUGCCAAGAGCUUUAUUAAUGAGGAAGACAUUGUCAAGCUCCAGGUGCUAAACCUAGCCACCAAGCUGUGCAUCACCAACCCCAAACAAACCAAGCUACUCUGUCAGUAUGUUCUCAACCUUGCAAAGUAUGACCAGAACUAUGACAUUCGAGACCGUGCACGCUUCUUGCGUCAAAUGGUGUUGCCAGGAGAGAAGGGCUGUGUGUUUUCUAAAUAUGCAAAAAAGAUUUUCCUAGCCGCCAAACCUGCUCCUGUUCUGGCUUCAAAGUUUAAGGAUCGAGAUCAUUAUCAGCUGGGAACGCUGUCCCAUGUUUUGAACAUGAGAUGUACUGGCUACCAAGAACUGCCCGACUGGCCAGAAGCAGCUCCUGACCCGUCUGUCCGCAACGUGGAAAUGCCACCUCUCUGGGCGGACAAAAAGACAUCUGGCAAGACCAGCACAAAGAAAAAGCAAGAUCUUCAAUCCUUCUACUCAGAGUCGGAGUCCAGUGAUACAGAAGAGUCUGAAGAAAGCUCGGGAGAAGAAGACAGUGAAGAAGAUUCAGAUGAUGAUGAUGAUGAGGGGAAAGUGAGCAACGAUUCAGAAGAGGAAUCUGACAGCUCUAAAGCAGCCAAAAGCAGUGAGGAGGAUUCAGAUGAGGAAGACAGUGAAGAUGAAGAAUCUGAUUCAGAUGAGGAUUCCAGUGAAGAGGAGAGUGAAGAAGAGGAGGAGAAGGAAGAGGAAGUGAAGAAAAGGGAGCCAGAGAAAAAGCCACCCAAACCAGCCAAGACCAAAGCUGAAACUUCUGCUGCAUCUGCUGCUGACCUGCUUCUGGACUUAGAUGAUUUGGGAACCUUAAGUAGUGGCACAAGCAGUGCUGCAGUGACUCCUAGCAUCUUGCUGACACCUACAAUGGCAGCUGGACAAACCAUGCCUGGUGCAGGAGACAGCAAAUUGACCACCUCUAAUAUUGUCCAAGGUAUCACCAUAACACCAAAAUCCUAUGAGCUUUUGCACAGAAUAAGUGGCAAUGGACUUAGUGUCACCUAUAAGUUCACGAGAACAAUUUCUGUUUUCUCACCCAAAAUGGUGUCAGUUGAGCUUUUCCUCACAAACAAUGGAGAUGUACCUCUUACCAAUGUCAAGAUUGGGGAAACAAAGGUGCAGCAGGGCAUGGAGGUGCAACCUUUUCCAGAAAUAGCAUCUCUUGGGGUUGGAGCAUCUGUGAGUGUUCUCAUGGGCAUCAACUUUAACGAUACAACUCAGCCAGCCUCCCUAGAGCUGUGUACUGCUGAACAAAAGUUUAAGGUCAGCAUCACUGCACCUGUUGGAGAGCUGCUGCAGCCAUAUACCAUGAGUGAAAGUGACUUUGUGGUGCAGCAAGGCAAAUUGGGAGGCAUGAACGAGAAUAGUGCAAAUGUCAGCUUGCCGGAGGAAGGAAACAGUUCUGUUUUCCUGUGCACAUGUAUCUUGACAGCAGGAAAUCUUCUCCAGGUGCCAUCCUCUGAUGGGAGUGUUUUUAAAUUUGCAGCAAAGACUCUUGCAUCUGGCACAUUGGUGCUUGUGACAGUGAAGCUCCUGGACAAAAAGGCUAACGUCACCAUCAACUCUGAGAAAAUGGUGAUAGGCACCAUGCUGCUGAAGGAUAUACAGAAAGCUGUCGAGAAGAAGUGAAAGAAGAAUUAGAUUCUUUGCUUGUGUACUAGUGUCUCUUCAUUUGAAAAUCUGUUGGUUUGGAUUUCAGAUAUGUGUUCAUGUCAGUCAUGUAUAUACUUGGGUCAGAAGAGAGUAGGCAAACUGGUGCCUUACCAUCUUCACAUAUGUAGAAAAUUACAUCAGUUUAUUGUAAUGUGGUUUUUAUCACAUUAGCUCAUAGCCGUACAUCUGGAUAUGAGGAAGAUAAAGCCAAAGAUAUAAAAAGAUCAGUAUGCAAGGAGUGAUCUUUAUCUUGUUUACAGAAGAGAGUAGAGGAGUAUUAUUUCCUUAAAUUUUUUUUCUUUUCUGUAUAUAUACUUCUGGUGAUGGACUCAAGAUGGCGGUAGAGUAUAACAAUAUCAAAGGAUCUUCUGUGUGACUGUUGGAAGAUGUGCACAAGAAAUGGGUUUCUGUGAUCAACAAGUUUGACCAGCUAUGGCAAUUUGUUAAAAACUAAUUUUAAUGAAGUUCUUCCUAUUGUUCCUUUAUGUUUCUUGUGUUUGUAUAUGGUUUGCAAGGGAUAAGGAUAGGAAGGUCACCAUCAUAACAGGAAAUUAUGUAAAGUAAAAGGCACUUAUCUUUUGAUCUUGUCUGUUGUUAAGCAUCAUGGUAUGAAUUGUUUCAGCAUUAGCUAUUUGAUAGCAAUGAAUAUUUUGAAAUUGCUUUACAUAAAUCUGUGAUCUAUAGGUCAGGGCAUAAGUUAGUCUUGUAGUGCUGCUGUCAUUUUGCUGCACACCAUUAUUGGGAUACAAUUUCUUCAAAUGGCCUGCUUUCGGAAGAAUAGGCAUUUAACAAGCCUGGGUGUGUCAUGGGGAAGUUCACCUAUCAGUUCAUCUUUUCAAGGUUGCAUGCAUCAUUUUCUGAUUGUUUGUAAUGCACAAACAUAUUCAGAGUGCAUUAUCAUGAUAUCUUUAUUUGUAUACCUUCACAUAGCCACUCAUACAGACAUAAAUGACAUCUCUAGAAUAUUGUCAGUAUUUUAAGGUUGGGUGGACCAGUAUGAACUAGGCCAUUUUUUAUGCCACUGGAUUUUGAGGAAUUUUUCAGUAACAUCAAGGCAGUACAGUGUUCCCUCGCUACUUCGCGGUUCACAUAUCGCGGAUUCACUACUUCGCGGUUUUUUUUGAGUGAAUUAUCGAUC
This is a messenger RNA of Pomacea canaliculata, 4488 nucleotides long. RefSeq names its product AP-3 complex subunit beta-2-like. Gene Ontology annotation, cellular component: AP-3 adaptor complex; membrane coat. Gene Ontology annotation, biological process: intracellular protein transport; vesicle-mediated transport. The record is from RefSeq and is a predicted model, not a curated record. Lineage: Eukaryota; Metazoa; Mollusca; Gastropoda; Architaenioglossa; Ampullariidae.